ACGACCGGACAGCUACCUACCAAUUCCACAUAAUUUUUUUACUUUCGUCAUUUAGGUCAUCAUACUCAUAGCAGCAUUCUUCAUCCGACGCGCGCUCUGCUAUGUGAGGUUAACCGAGCGAGCUCAAGGAGAAACCCUAGCCCUCGCACUUUUUCAUUCAUCUUAGAAAUAAAUUUAUUUGUUGUUGAUACCAACUAAACCGCGAACACCUGUGCCUUGUCACUGAAUGAUCAAAACUAGCUACGUAUGAUAUCGAAGAGUUAAGUCGACUGUAAUUGAAUCAAACUACUUUGGCAGACGUCCUCCGCGCCUAGCCUCUCGUCUCGGAGCGAGCAAGAAACACUGGCUCGGGAUCUUUGGAGGAAAAACAGAAAUUUAUCAAAAAUUGGAUCUUCUUGUUGCUAUAUCGUCCAAGCCUGUGGAAAACUAUUUGGCUUAACAAAAUACUAUCUGCAAUCGGAUCAUGACUUUUGAGUUUCAUCAAAGGAUUUAAUCAUGGAAGUAAGAACGAUUAUUUUAUUUUUGCUUGCAAUUUUUGGAGUGGAGAGCUGGAGCGAGACUCCUCAUCAACGCUUGUCGUCGUCUGCAGAAGGAACGGAGAUAAAGCGGAGAAGCCGUCAGGAGCGGGGUACCCAAGAAUUGCGUGGUGGUGUGGACCUUCUGCAUGAUCUGAGAAAUAAAGCACCUAAAGCAGGGAGGAUAAAAGAAAUAGAAGGAGAGAAUGGAUGCCUCGUAUACAGAUUCAAACCACAGGGAAAUAGUACUUUUCCAACAGCCAAUGUAGUUGGUACAAGCUUCCCAAGUAGCUUUAGUGUAUUGAUGAACAUGCAGUACAGCCAAGAAGAUCUGGGAGAUAUAGUCACAGUUGUAGAUGCCAACAAUAAUAUUCUACUGAGGUUAAGAAUGGGAUACAGUAUUUUUGAAGUACAAGUCAGGAUACAGAGAUUAACAUCAUACAGAUUUGUUGCAGAAGAUUUUGCAGAUAAUAAAUGGCACAAGGUGGCUGUUGGCAUCAAUAAGAACCAGAUAAAAGUUUACAUGGAUUGCGCUGAGGUUGCGACGCUACCAACAAGAGCUGGAAAUGCAAGGAUAGAUUUCACUACAGCAGGAAAGUUUGUGGUGGGAGGACAUUAUAAUGAAAAUGAUGUUCCAUUUAAGGGGGACGUCCAAAAUGUGAUAUUUUCUGAUGAUUUCAAAGCUGUUAAGGACUGUGAAUUUGAUUAUCCAUGCUACAGAGACGGACAGCUAGUAACAUCUGCACCACCAUCAACUGUGAAGGUGGAGACCACACCAGUAUCUACAACACCAGAACCUACAACAUCUGAACCAACAACCCCAACACCUACAGAGCCUAAGCUCCCAACACCAGCACCAACACCAAAGAAGCCAGAGCCACUACCAACCCCUGAAACACCAGAAGAAAAGACAACACCAACACAGAGCACUGGCGUUAAAGUCUCCUUAAAGCCAGAAUUGCAAUCCACAACAUUAGAGCCUGAAGAGGAGAAGCCUACGACUCCCAAAGAUUCUGAGGUGAAACCUUCCGCAAAGCCCACGGUGGGACCUGUCCUUGUCACCGUGAUAGAACCUUACUACACGCCUACCUCAAAGCCUUUCAUGACCACCGCCAUAGUGGAUAAAGAAUUGACACCGGAACCAGGAAAAGAUGUUACAAUGGAUAUAAAGGAUAUUUUCACCACGACGAUGCCUGUUUUGCCUAUCACUGGGACAAUGACUUCGGAUCGAAUAUCCAUUUUAGAAACGGGAUUCCCUGGCGUUCCUGAUGGUCUCAUCGAUUACCUCCAGAACAACGAUGACAAUGAGGUUGUGGUCUUUCUUCUUGAGCAGCUCAGGGAUGAAUAUCCAACGAUAAAAGGUUUGCCUGGCCAACGUGGAGAACCAGGAAGACCAGGAGUACCUGGACCAGCUGGACCAGAGGGACCAAAGGGUAUUGCUGGUGGGAUGGCAAGUAUUGGACUACCAGGGGCCCUUGGUCCUCCAGGAGAAGCCGGUCCACCUGGCAAGCCUGGACCUGAAGGGGACAUAGGUGCUCCUGGACCUCAGGGCAAUCAGGGAAGGGAUGGAGCCCCAGGGCCAAGGGGAGAUGAUGGCAAUCCAGGAUCAGAUGGCUUUGAUGGAUGGAAGGGAGAGCUUGGACCCCCUGGACCACCAGGCCCUGUAGGUGACCCAGGCGGGGGAGGACAGAUUGGCCUCCAAGGACAAACGGGUAUGCCAGGGGAUCAUGGUGCCUGGGGACCACCUGGUCCGAUGGGUCCUAGUGGUGAAGGAGCCGUACCUGGAGUCCCUGGUCCACCAGGAGAAAUGGGGGAUACAGGACAGCCAGGAGGAUUAGGGCUAGCUGGUGUCUUUGGACCGCCUGGAGAGGGUGGCCUACCUGGUCCAGAUGGAAGACCUGGUGCACCAGGUCGGAAUGGAUCGGACGGUCAGCCUGGUGACCGAGGUCCUGAGGGUCCACCAGGAGACGACGGACCUCCAGGAGAGGGCGGUAGACCAGGAAACCCGGGUAGGAUGGGCCUCCCAGGAGAUACAGGAUCCAAAGGGGAGAGAGGAGAGGAUGGAAACAGAGGCCCUCCCGGGAUCAGGGGUUUGUUGGGAAUGCCGGGUGAUUUAGGCCCGAAAGGUAGAUCUGGUAGUAGGGGUACGAUAGGAGAAGCUGGCCAUAGGGGGUUUCCAGGGACCGGUGGACCUGCUGGACCUAAAGGUUAUCACGGAAUGCAAGGGGAAGAAGGAGACGGAGGAAGAGCAGGAACAGUUGGACCAAAGGGUGAUACAGGCGAUGAUGGACAGACAGGUCAUCCUGGACAAGAUGGUGAUAUGGGAUUCCCCGGCUUACCUGGCAUGGGAGGAUCCCCAGGUCUACCGGGAUAUGUAGGUAUUCCAGGACAGCCAGGAGCUGCAGCCAUAGGACCACCGGGUCCUCCGGGGCCUAAGGGAUUAAUUGGAGAGCCAGGACAGCGAGGACCAGCAGGGGAAGAUGGUGAAAGGGCGCCGACUGGGCCUAGGGGCUUACCAGGUGAACCAGGUACACCAGGACAACCUGGAAGGAAUGGAUCAUCCGGAGUAUUGGGGGUUGAGGCAGCUGGUGGAGCUGCAGGAAUCCCGGGACCUCCUGGACUACAGGGAAGGAAAGGUGACCCUGGACCCAUUGGAGAGCGGGGAGUUACUGGAUUGGCAGGUCCUAAAGGAGAAACAGGGGAGCAAGGGGAGGCAGGCAUUCCAGGACCCCUUGGCCCUCGGGGACCACCAGGAGAUAUUGGCUUUCAGGGACCGUCGGGUGAAAUGGGCCUCAAGGGGGAAAGAGGCGGCAAUGGAGUGAAGGGAGAUGCAGGAAAUGAUGGAACAAUUGGAGACCCCGGAUCCCGUGGAUUACCGGGACCUAAAGGUGAUGAAGGAUCUCCAGGCCCUGCUGGUGAGCUGGGUACCAGGGGUUUGCGAGGAAGGAGAGGGAUGCUUGGAUCUGUGGGAAUUCAAGGAACCUCAGGAGGCUUAGGUGGGAAUGGAACCUUUGGCCUUGGGGGCAGAGCUGGAGGAAGGGGUAGAUUUGGCUUCAGAGGACUACCGGGACCAGAGGGGCCGAAAGGUGAAAAGGGCAGCCUUGGACCAAUAGGGCCAGCAGGUCCUCUGGGAGAAAGAGGCCCAAGAGGCAAAAGGGGCAUCCAAGGAGAGAUAGGGGCACCUGGAGCUGUGGGAAAGAAGGGCUUCUUGGGCUACCCUGGACCAUAUGGACCUGAAGGGCCCGAGGGACCUAAGGGCAGGAUGGGUCCAGAUGGCUAUGAAGGUUACCCUGGACCACAGGGGGUCCCAGGCUAUCCUGGGCCACCAGGUCCUCGAGGGCCCAAAGGAGAUGUAGGUAUAGGAGGAGAGGAGGGCUUUCUGGGAGAGGAGGGCCCUCAAGGACCCAAAGGUGAACUGGGAGAACCUGGCAUUGAUGGAAAUCCUGGACUAAAUGGUAUCGCUGGAUACAAGGGUGAAGAUGGUGAACUAGGUCUUCCUGGCAGGCCUGGAGCACUGGGACUAAGAGGAAGGAAAAGGGGUAGAACAGGAGAGAAAGGGGACAAGGGAGACAAGGGCACACCUGGCAAGCCUGGAGCCUAUGGAUACCCUGGGAGAAGGGGCAAUAGAGGCCCUUUGGGACUGCGGGGCUUUCGAGGUCGCCGUGGAGUGCAGGGAGUGCCGGGUGUAGAUGGGGAGAAAGGAGGGGUUGGAGCAGAUGGUGCCAAAGGUGAAAAAGGAGACCAGGGCUUACAAGGUAUACCAGGUGAACGUGGUCCUAGGGGUGAGACUGAUGAUGCAUUCGAUGGAACACCCGGCCCUCCUGGUAUUGAUGGAUUUAAAGGAGAAAAGGGAAACAUGGGACCCCGGGGGGAACAAGGACCCUUUGGACCCCCUGGACCGUCAGUGCCUGGAUCUAGGGGCUAUAGGGGCGAUAGAGGAGAUAAUGGACUGCAGGGACCUCCAGGCUCACCAGGUAGACCAGGACCACCAGGCAAAAGAACAGGACCACUGGGUCCUCCUGGUCCUCCUGGACCCCCAGGUCCCCCUGGCCCACCAGGCACAGUCAAGGGUGAGAGAGGUGACCCAGGACCCCCUACACCAGGCCCACAGGGCCCCAAAGGUUCACAAGGGUUCAAGGGAAGCAUUGGCAUUGAUGGUAUCAAAGGAGAAAAGGGUAGCCAGAGUAAUGCAGGACCCAGAGGUAAACCAGGAAGAGAUGGUCGAAGGGGGCCAAAAGGAUACAAAGGUGCUUUGGGACCAAAAGGAAGAACAGGCCCUCCUGGUCCCCCAGGCCCACCGGGUCCAGCUGCCCCUACUCGUGCUCCUCCUCCAACAUUGGCUCCUACCACUCGGGAAUCCACGACAGUUAAAAAGAAGCGACGCACCACGACAACAACGCCACCCCCUACGACGACUCCACCCACAACAACAAUGAGAGAGACAACUACAGUGAAAAAGAAAAAGAAGAAAAAGAAGACUACAACCACCACUGCUGCCCCUACUACAUUACCCCUGACCACGACUCCAGCACCUACCACCCCGUUACCCCCAACCACCCAGGCACCUACGCCUACCCCUGAAGUGAUCACUGAUAUCAUUAGGGAGAUUGAGGAAGAGAUUGAGGCGCCAAGGGGUACCAGGAAUGCACCUGCAGUCUCAUGCAAAGAAAUCCUGAUGGAUUAUCCAGAUUCAGAAGAUGGUUUGUACUGGUUAGACACGAAUGGAGGUGCACCAAACGAUAAAUUCCAAGCCAACUGUAAGUUUGUGCAAGGUGGGCUGACCUGUCUCAACGCUACAGCUGCAGCUGCAACAGAUCCUUCUAGUUGGGUGGCUUCCCCCGACAGCGACUGGUUCUCAGACUGGAAUGCUGGCUUUGAGAUAGAAUAUGAAGCCAGCGUUGUCCAGCUAAGAUUCUUACAUAUGAAGAGUAACACAGCAACACAACUAUUCACGUUCAACUGCCUUAGAGUUCCUGCAUACUACAAUGAUAAGGCUCGUAACUAUGACGACUCGAUACAGUUCAGAGGUCAGAAUGAUGAUAUAAUAGAACAUGGUAUGCCGGGAUAUGUCGUGCCCAAAGAUGGAUGUAAGUCACUAUUCAAAAAGCUGAAGAAGUCCAUUUUCACUCUGAGGUCCAGUGACCCCUCGCAGCUACCCAUCAAAGAUUUUGCUCCUCGAGGAUAUGGAGGGCGUGGCCAGAGAUUCGGGUUUACUGUGGGACCGGUAUGUUUCUUAUGAGCAAGGUCACUAUGGACCACACCCAAAGAAGAACUGACUUUCCUGGCAGAUUAAAUUCACCAGAGUUUUAAGAUGGAUCGCAUUGGUGUGCUCUUAUGGAACAAUCUAUGUGACUGGACCUUAGCUACAAACAUUUCAGCUGACUUUAUACCUCAUGAAUGACUGACGUACUGAUGUUUUUGGAGGAGUGAAAUUUCGUCAUGCAUUGGUCUGAAGAGGAAUUCAUUUCUUUUCAUCGGGAUAAAAUUUUGGCUCAGCUUUAAAAAAUCUUGUUGUCAUCUUAAGAUUAUCUUUGUAGUUGAAAUCCUGGACUUGAGGAGUGUCAUGUUAAUGUUUUAUUUGUAUAUUUUAAAUGUAGGAGAUAUCUUGUGAAUGUGUUUGUAUGAGAUUGUGUUUCUUCUUCUGUGUAUUGUAUUUUAUGAUAAAUGUCAUCGAUUGAAACCCCAAUCCUUCUUAUCUGUGCAGCAGUGUAAACUACAAAGGAAUAUUUCAGUGUGCCAAAGCCAAGCUCAUAUUUGUAGAUAUAUACAACAACAACAACAAAACAGAUAAAGAGCAACAUAUACUUUAUAAUUUUGUAUAAUUGCCUAAAGAUGUAUCAACAAACUCUUUCAUACCUCAACGACACAUUUAAAAUACAAAAAUUGUCAUAAUUAUGUUAGACAGUGUGACUUUUAAUAACAUAAAAUUACAUAAUUCCACUGACUCACCGAUUGAACAUGUGAAAUAUGAAAAGCAUGAACAAAAACAAUUUAGUGUAAAAACAAGGAAUCAAAAUUAAAGAUUUUUAAAAGAUCUUGACUAUUCAACUGCAUUAUUUGAAGAAGUCUACUCAUAUAUCUUGACUGUAAAACACAAAAGAGUGGAAGAGGGCAAAGGUCAUAGAGAAAGUGUGGAUAGAGGGAAGAGAAGGAAAGGGGAACGAAUCAAGAUUAAAGGGAGAGAGGAUAGGAUCACUGUAAAGUGAAUGAGCAAGGUGAAGAAAUAAAUACCCACUUACAUCUACAUAGUGGACAUGUGAACAUGUUUUACAAACUUUGAUUAAUGUUUUUAACAAAAAACAAAUUGAGAAACAUUCCCAGAAACUUGGGAAUGGUGAUAAGCCCUGGGAAAUUCUAAAAGAGCUCUGGCUAAAAAUUAAAACAAAUACUUAUAAAUUCCAAUGCCAAGAUGAUAGAUCUCACUUACCGUAGUAUUGACUGUUCUUUAAAUCCUGGGAACAAAAAUCAUUUUUUGAUCCGGCCUGCACCCUUUGUGCCAAUUUAUCUGAUUGAUUUUGAUUUGUAUCUGUUAUUUUUGUGCCCGGUGGUAGAAUUAUCAUGGGAAUCUAUUGACCAGAAUUACAUGUAUUGUUCACUUAGCCAAAAUCCUGUAUUUUAAUAAUUUUCUCACACAUCACUUUAUUGGUGAAUCGUGUUCAACAACAGAGCCACGAUGGUCCAGGACAAAGCCAAAUUACUGGUAGACGCAGGGCAAAAUAAAGAUACAUAUUUCACUAAUAUACAGUAUAACAAAUAUAUUGUUAUAUGAACAAAUCAAAUCGCACACAUAAACAUUUAAAGGAAUUGAUGUGCACAUAGCAUUAGUUGUGUGUGUAGAUCCUUCAAAUUAAAUAAAAAUGUGAAGAGCUUUCAAAUGAAAUAAAAUGCAUGUAAAGUGCUACCCCUUUCUCCCUCAUCUGCCCCAUUCAGUCUCUAGCUUGUAUAAAGACGAAACCGCUACUUAAAUAUUUUUCUUUAAUGUUUUCUUCAAACAGAACAAAAAUGUUCUGCUAUUGUAGUAGUAACUCAUACUUGUUAUAUACAUAAUUUUUAUACUAUAUGUACAUGAAAAUUACUUUGUAAUUAUAUAUUGGUUAUAAUUUUCAGACUAGAACUAUUGUUUGAUCACAUUCCUUGGGUUUUUACCAGUAUUCUCUACUUUUUCUAAACAUUUCAUUUUCAAUUAUUUUUCAAACCAGGAUGUUUGUUGAUUCCAGACCAGAUACUAGCCUUCUUUCACUUGUGUUUCAUCUUGUGCAUCAACGAUUGAUAUUCAGAGUACACGCUACUUGUAGAUCAUGAAUGUAAAAGAUUUGCUUGGCUGAAGUUUCAUUCAGGUAUAUGAUCCUUGUUUUACUCUUUUUAUGUUGCAAAGGUCAGAAUAAAUAUUUCUUUCAGGAUAUAUCAUGCUUCAUAUUGAUUGUAGCGGCAUUGUUGACAUUAUUUACAUUGUACAUUCUAUUUCAGAAGAAGAAAGAAAAACAGCGGCAAAUAAAGCACUUGUCGGUUUCAGUGAAAAUAACAAGUUUCCAUUUUCAAAACUUCAUUCUCACCCCCCUCCCCCCCCCCCCCCCCCCCAACCACACACACAAAAGACUGUUUCAUUUCCAAUUUUGAUAGAUCAGGCCAAUCAUAUUUAUUUUUCAGGAUUUAAGAUCAAUUAUGACUGUGCCGUCUUCAGUAUUUUGUGCAUAAAUAGUUGUAUUGGUCCAUUUCAAUAUGCAGUAUGUGGUUUUGAGUAAGUUUUCGUUAUUUUGUUUAGAUUUGCAGGUCAAAACGUACCCAUAUAAUACUAUGAUUCAUACGCAGUGCUCAGUGAACAUUUCCUAAUUGAUUAUUUCCUCUCUUUUUUAAAGAAGACAUUUAUUGAUUUUAAAUAUUGAUUUAAUUUGUAUCAUUGCAUACAGGAAGAUUAGAUUGAACAAGGUUAUACAAAUUCCCCGACUGAAACAUUCAAACUACCGAAUAUUGAUUAUCAAUUUAAACAAAUUCCACCCACUUUCACACUUGAAGAGCUCUCUGAUCAUUUGUGAUGUCACGUAAUGGACCAAAUUAGCAUAAGCAGACAAUGUCCCAUAAUAAUGCACACAUUUUCAGUGCCUAUUUCGUCAUCUCCUCUUCACCUAUUUCUCUUACUUCGUCAGCGUCAUAACAUGUAACUGUUUGAUCUGUUCCCUCACUAUAAAUUUCAACAUGGUUUUAUUUUGAUGAAAACUGCAGCGUUAUAUAAAAAUAAAGGAAUCAGUUAUAGCUUCACUAUGGCUUGUACGAAAGACGCCAUUGUACAUUCAGCUGCAUAUACUAACGCGUGCUUAGCAUUUCAAACGUUCAGUGGGCUUUAAUUCAAGUUCCAAGUUUAUUGUUCAAUCAUUUAUCCUUGCCCUGAAUGUUUCUUAGCAAAAGGUUAUCAGAAUCAGCAUCACUUCCCUUUUAAAAUAGUGUGAAAUAUAUUCAUGUUUCAAAUCAAUCAAACUCUUAUUAUCGAGAAAUAAUUGCACUGAAAAUCUGUUCAUUAGUUCUAGGAUGUUGUUUGCUUAUGGAGGAUGGGUGCCUGAUAAAAAAAAUUGCAAUUUUUUCUUCUGAAGAAGAAGCGCACGUAUAUUCCCAGGCCUUAGUUUCUUGUGAUUCACUAUGGCCCGUAUUUGUGAUUUUCUUUGAAUGUCUACUUUAAGUACAGUAAAUUCCAAAAAUGUAACAUUACCUUUAAAGCAGAAAAGGAAAUAAUAUCGCUGAGAACUUUGACCUCUGUGAAGAAAUAGUUUGAUUGGGGGAAUCCCCAUGCGGUCAUCAGUGAUGAAAUACCAGAACAUACAUGUAUGUAUAGCUGUGGUUUUCAUUUGUGUCUUCCAUGAAAUGAAAAUCCUUUUCAAGUGAUUUCCACAGAAAUAGUUUUAAAUACAUUCAUUGAAAAUAUGGCCUUCUCUUUCAGACAUACGUGUAAUAUGUUUGCCAUUUCAUUUGUUUUACAUACUACAUACGAUAACUCCGCUAAAAGAGAAUACAAUAUAUUGACGAAAUGUGAAAGUAAAUUUUGUCCCAAGUAUGACAUUUAAAAAAAACUGAAGUGAGUCUUUGGAUCAGCAGUCAUAGAUAUUACCGGUAGGUUCAAAGUAUAUUAUACCACAUUGACUUAUUAUUAUGGACAAUUCAAUACAUUGUAAUACUGGUCAGUACCCACUUCACUUGUUUAGCACAUGUAAGAAACUAUAUAGAUUGAGAUCGUUUUUUCUAGUCCUUAUCCAAAUAUGGAAUCAGUAACAUAAAGGAAUUCACCUGAUGUUGUGCCAUCUCGUUGUUUUCAUGAUGUUUAAAAGAAGGAAGAAAUUGAAUCAAAAUUUGAUGUAGAAAAAGAGGAGAUGUUAUGGUUAAAAAAUGGAUACAUAUUAAUAGCUUCCACAGGUGGCUAGUGAGGUGAGGAAUAUUUGCAGGAUUUAUUUCUACAUUGUUUUAAAAUGAGCAUUUUGAAAAUCAUCCCAUUGUGGGUUAAAAUGAUCAUUUGAGUUAAAAUUGCUUGAUUUAAACACAAUUUGAUUGAAAUUUGAUUGGCUUUACUGGUUUCAAAAUGUACUGUUCAUGAUAUUUUAAACCAAAAUGAAAUUCUGUAGGAAAGAAGAAAGUAAUCCCACUCUGGUAAAGUGAUUCCUUGUUCAUUAUCAUGUCAGCAUGCUUCUUGUCCUUAUGGAGGAUAGAGAGAAAGUUCACAAACAGACUGCUUUAAAUGGUAAAACUACUUAAAAACUUUUGUUUUGCCAUAAACUGCCGAGUGCCGAAAACACCAAGUCUGUGUACUUCUAAAUGUUUAUUUAUAGCCGUAAAAGAAAAAAUAAGAUUAUAUUCGGUGCUCAAAUUUUGUGUAAUUUUGAAGUUGUUCUUUUUGUUUGGCUAUGGGUAUGAUGUAGACUAGUUUCUAAAUUUAGCAGUAGCAUAAGAUGAUGAACAUUUGACAUGUAUAUGUGUGUAUAUACUGUAAUAUUAGUCCUGUGAUAAAAAGGUACCUUUGUGAAUCAUAUGCAUGGUAGAUUGGUCUGUAAUAGUGAAUUCUUGUAGAAAUAUUUCUUUUAGCUUGUAAUGAAUAUGAAAAUUGUUGCUUUUCGAUAGUGCUAAGUUAUGUAAAAUUACUGUGCAUAUCUAUAUUCUCCUUUUUAUGAAUUGUAAAAAUGGUAAAUAACCCUAAAUUAUGUACAGCAUCCAAACCCCUUCCCCAAGUUCUUGCCAAUGAAUUGCCUUCUUUUGCAUUUACUUUCUAUGUUUGUUACCGAUUAAGAACAAUGUCAGUCACUUUAUGCAGUACACUGUUUCAAGGAAAAUAAAUAUAUUUUGAUUUAUUGUA
Molecule: messenger RNA, 10845 nt
Organism: Strongylocentrotus purpuratus (purple sea urchin)
Lineage: Eukaryota; Metazoa; Echinodermata; Echinoidea; Camarodonta; Strongylocentrotidae
Product: collagen alpha-1(I) chain
Exons: 47
Coding region: 496-5754 (1752 amino acids)
Molecular function (GO): extracellular matrix structural constituent
Source: RefSeq, a predicted model, not a curated record